Messenger RNA from Cannabis sativa, 703 nucleotides. Its product is annotated as rhamnogalacturonan I rhamnosyltransferase 1-like. The transcript has 2 exons. Lineage: Eukaryota; Viridiplantae; Streptophyta; Magnoliopsida; Rosales; Cannabaceae. Bases 259 to 498 code for a protein of 79 amino acids. Gene Ontology annotation, cellular component: cytoplasm. The record is from RefSeq and is a predicted model, not a curated record.
UCACAUUUGUGUGUGUGUACUGUAUACAUGUAUGAUUUGUAGGUAGUUCCGAGAUUGCAAAAAUAUGGAGUAAUUCAUUUCACUAAAAGUGAUUCAAGGCUUGCCAACAAUGGGAUUCCUUUAGAACUUCAAAAGCUUCGGUGUAGAGUAAAUUACAGAGCUUUGAAAUUUACCCCCAAAAUAGAAGAGACUGGCAAGAAGAUCGUAGAGUUUUUGAGAAGAAACGGCCCAUUCGUAGUUCUUCACCUCAGAUAUGAAAUGGAUAUGUUGGCCUUCUCAGGUUGCUCUGAAGGUUGCAACACUAAUGAAAUUGAAGAAUUGACAAAACUCAGAUAUGCGUAUCCAUGGUGGAAACAGAAAGAAAUAGACUCUGUGAAGAAGCAAAAAAUGGGUGAAUGCCCAUUAACUCCAGAGGAAACAACACUAACAUUGAGAGCAUUGGACAUUGAUCCUGCUAUGCAAAUCUACAUUGCUGUUGGUAACAUCUAUGAAGUUUGAGAUUCUAUGGUUCAGAAUUAAGUGCCCUUUGAACAAAGGUUUUGCACUAUAUCAUUAUGAUUUCUAAGUGAAAUAAUGCAACGAUCAAAAUUUCUGCAAAAAGCAGAGUAUAUAAAAAUGAUUCAAAACCACUUGGAAUGAGUCUAUAACAAGACAAUACAAGCUAAACUCUCUUCAUUGUAUAAUAGUUGUAUAUAACAUGAAA